CACUGGGUCGUGCUGCUCCAUCUGCUAUAAGAGUGGAUUUUCAAAUUUUAAGUUUGUAAAAUGGAAUCAGACAUUUUAAGGUUAACAAAACUGUACUCAAAAGCUGGACUUCUGAAUGUUUUCAUGCUCACUGCGCGUCCGCUCAGGGUAUGCCAAAAUCUGCCCAAUACCGACGUCACGGCCGUUUAAAAAAAUCGCCAGAGAGUCGUGACUGACAUGCAACGUAACAACAAGAAGUUUUUUGGGCUCACACUAUUCGGUCUGAGAUGGAGAAAUAGAGAAACUGAAACCCGACUUUAAUGAUUAAUUACCAUAAAAGGGUCGAGGCAUUUUAAAGAACCUUACAUUUUCGGAGAUGUCCACCGCCGUUUCUCCAACAGACUCCUCUGCACUUUUCCCCACGGAUCAAUUGACAAUCAUUGUGGCUUCAUUUUCUUGUCUGGUGUUUUUUGUGGUGAUUGUGCUGCUGCUGUCUCUCCUUUACCGGAAGGACCCUCUCUGCUGCAAAGUCAGGGCUUAUCAGGACUCACGUGGAGAUUUAGAGGCCCCUUCUCAGUAUUACAGCAGCAGACAAACUCUGGUGGGCUCACCUUGUGCUGAACUGCCUCAUACCACGAGGCAUGACAACUCAAACACUCAGUCAGGGCAGUUGUUCUAUGUUGGCCUGCCCAGCAUGUACCGCCUCCCAGACCUGGACCCUCCCCUGCCCCGUCUACCCUCCUAUGAGAGUGUGCGCAAAAAGGACCGGCAGCGGCAGAUCCACAUGAUGAUAGCUGACCGCUUCGGCCUGAACGGACCCAUGACAACAGAGCCUCCUCCCACAUACGAGGAGAGCAUUCGCCAAUCUGUUCAGUCCCUCGACAUUCCAUUUGACACCAUGUCAUCGGUAGCUGUGCCACAUGCUCUUUUGAACCUUCAGCCUCCUGUGGAUACCUUACCUCUAUAUGAGGCACUACCUCAGAGCACAGCUUCACCUGGCCAAAGGAGUAAAGCAAACCGAGAGCCAUGAGGAGACUGGUGUCAUUAUGCAGGCCUUAUGCAACUCACACAGAAGUCUGAAGCACACCUUCCAUGUGUUAGAAGCACAUCCUACUGACUGGAGCUUUGUUUACGAAUGACUCUUCACACCAGGGCAGGAAAAACAUGGGAUUUGACUGUAGCGUUUCUGCACUGGGCAUGUGCAGAAAACUACAUAACAAGAAAGCUGUGUAAAUAGCAAACAGCCGCAAUGCAGCUUGAUAUAUGUGGCUUAACUUGAUAUAUGUGGCUUAACUCUGAAUCACUAUGCAAUCUCAGGGAACAUACAGACUUUAUGUACUAGAGGUAAAGAGUGAUCUUGAGACUACCUGAGAUGGCAGGUUCAUCUCACACCAAAGAGCCACUUAAUAUUUUAUUUUUUUUUUUUUUAUUAUUUUUUUUUUUACAUUUUGUCUUUCAUUGUCUGAAAUUUACCAGCACAAACUGGGAAUCAUUGCUGUUAUCCUCUUUUAUAUUUUUCUGACUCUUGGAAAUUGUCUCAUGUUUUCUGAUUAUAAAUUCUGAUGCCUCAGCAUGACACGUACACUAGUGUGUGCAUCAAAGAACUGUACAAUUUCAGGAAAUGAGAACUUGUACAAACAUUUCCCUAAAUAAAGUAUGAAUUUCUGAUCUGUGAUCUCUCAGACCAUAUUUUAGGUACCGUGACAGCAGCCUUUCAGAAAUUAUGUUUCGAAUCAGGGGAUUAGGA
Molecule: messenger RNA, 1726 nt
Organism: Electrophorus electricus (electric eel)
Lineage: Eukaryota; Metazoa; Chordata; Actinopteri; Gymnotiformes; Gymnotidae
Source: RefSeq, a predicted model, not a curated record